UUUCUGCUCACAUUAUCCAACACAAACAGUCUAGUAUUGAUCGUCUAUUAUUGACAGCUAGAAAAAUCUAGAAAUGGCAGAAACUGCUCCAGCACCAGCCGCCCCUGCCCCUGCUCCGGCUAAAGCGCCCAAGAAGAAGACCGCCACAAAGCCCAAGAAAUCGGGUCCCAGCGUGUCGGAGCUGAUCGUCAAGGCUGUGUCUGCCUCCAAGGAGCGCAGCGGGCUGUCCGUGGCGGCGCUCAAGAAGAUCCUGCAGGCCGGCGGCUACGAUGUGGAGAAGCACAACUCCCUCGUCAAUAGAGCCCUCAAGAGCCUGGUGACCAAGGAGACCCUGCUACAGACCAAGGGCACCGGCGCCUCGGGCUCCUUCAAGCUCAACAAAAAGGCGGCUGAAGCCAAGGACAAGGCGGCCAAGAAGAAGGCAGCUCCCAAGAAGCCAGCGGCAAAGAAAGCGGUUGUCAAGAAAACAACGAAAAAGGUUUCAGCGAAGAAAGCAGCGACACCCAAGAAGACUCCUACGAAAGCGAAGAAACCGAAGGCUGUAAAGAAGGCGCCCAAGAGCCCGAAGAAAGCGGCUGCCAAGCCUAAAAAGGUCGUAAAGAAGAGCCCGAAGAAAGCGAAGGCAGCGCCUAAACCUAAAAGGGUGACCAAGGCAGCCAAACCCGCAGCGAAGAAGGCGGCUCCUAAAAAGAAGUGAGCAGUUAAAGCAACGAUGCAAACAAUGAACCCAAAGGCUCUUUUCAGAGCCAACACAUCUUUCUAAAAAGAGCAAAUUUCUCUUAUCUACAUAAUAAACGUGGCACUGAUGUUUUAGUACGCUGUUUAAUACUGUAAUAUUAAAGGAAAUCACUCGCUA
Molecule: messenger RNA, 856 nt
Organism: Polyodon spathula (Mississippi paddlefish)
Lineage: Eukaryota; Metazoa; Chordata; Actinopteri; Acipenseriformes; Polyodontidae
Product: histone H1-like
Exons: 1
Coding region: 74-697 (207 amino acids)
Biological process (GO): nucleosome assembly
Cellular component (GO): nucleosome
Molecular function (GO): DNA binding; structural constituent of chromatin
Source: RefSeq, a predicted model, not a curated record